Crotalus tigris (Tiger rattlesnake) is the source of this 2154-nucleotide messenger RNA. RefSeq names its product zinc finger protein OZF-like. The transcript has 2 exons. The record is from RefSeq and is a predicted model, not a curated record. Gene Ontology annotation, biological process: negative regulation of transcription by RNA polymerase II. Lineage: Eukaryota; Metazoa; Chordata; Lepidosauria; Squamata; Viperidae. Gene Ontology annotation, molecular function: DNA-binding transcription repressor activity, RNA polymerase II-specific. Bases 148 to 1464 code for a protein of 438 amino acids.
AUCGGCGUUGGCAGAAGGGGCUUGAGAUCCAUCCUGCUCUCCCUCCGGACAUUUCUGCAGGUAAGAGAUUGUGACCAAAGAUUUGCCUGCAAAUCAACUAUCAACAAGCAGUAGAAACCUAGCAAAAGGCAGCAGCCGCCAGAACUCAUGGAGGGCGGGAAACUCUCGGAUCCCCCGUCAGACACAAGCAGCACUCCGAAAAACCGCCAAAGAACCCAUGAAUGCUCAGAAUGUGGGAAAUCCUUUGCUCGCUGGUCCCUCCUUUUGACCCACAGAAAGGUCCAUGUGGGAAGUAGAUCCAGUCAAAGUUUGGAGGGUGAGAAAUCCUUCUCUGGAACAGACGCCAAAGAUCUCAGAAGCCCCCUCAGACUAACACCCUAUAAAUGUGAGGAAUGUAACUUAUGUUUUGAUCAAAAGUCAGAACUUCUUAAACAUCAGAAAAUCCACACUGGAGAGAAACCUUAUCAGUGUCUUGAAUGUGGGAAAUUUUUCCUUAAAAAAGCCAAUCUCAGGAAUCACGAGAGAAUUCACACAGGGGAGAAACCUUACAGCUGUUGGCAAUGUGGGAAGAGCUUUUCUCAGAACGCACAUCUUUGGAUCCAUGAGCAGAUUCAUGCAGGAAUCAAACCUUACAAAUGCUUUGAGUGUGGAAAAUGUUUCAUCCAGAGUUCAGCUCUUCAGAGUCAUGAGAAAACACAUAGAGGUGAAAAAAACGAAAAGUGCCUCGAAUGUGGGAAAUGUUUUACCUGGAAAUCAAACCUGUUGCAACAUCAGAGACUUCACACUGGAGAGAGACCCUAUGAAUGCCCAGAAUGUGAGAGACGAUUUGUAAAUUCUUCUGACCUUCAUAGACACCAGAAGAGUCACAAAGGAGAGAAACCCUAUAAAUGUGGGGAGUGUGGGAAAGGUUUUCUUACUCAAAGAGAGGUUCAGAGUCAUGAGAGGAUCCACACAGGGGAGAAGCCGUACAAAUGCGUGGAGUGUGGGAAAUGCUUUUCUGAAAAACACAACCUUGGAAGGCAUCAGAGGCUCCACACAGGAGUGAAGCCGUACAGAUGUGUAAUAUGUGGGAAAUCUUUUGCUCAAAAUGGAGACCUUUGGAGUCAUCAUAAAACCCACACAGGCGAGAAGCCAUAUGAAUGCAACGAAUGUGGAAAAUUUUAUCGUUCCGCAUCAAGCCUUAGAAAUCAUGUUAAGAUUCACACAGGGGAAAAAAAUUUCAAAUGUUUAGACUGUGGGAAAGCAUUUGCUCAGUCAUCUCUCCUCAGAAAUCACAGCCGAAUCCAUACAGGAGAGAAACCCCAUAAAUGCUCGGAGUGCGGUAAAUGUUUUUCUCAAAAAAGUACUCUUGUAAUACAUCAACGAAUCCAUACUGGAGAGAAACCGUAUAAGUGUUCAGACUGUGGGAAAUGUUUUGCCCAACCUGCAGCGUUUCACAGGCACACCCGAAAUCAUACAGCAUGACCUUACAAGUGUGCAGAGGGUGAGAAAACUUUUCGUUGUCAAUGACAGCUAAAAAUGCCUCAGAAACUCUACAACAGAGAUAAAUCUCCUCAGUUGUGAACAAAGUGGGAAACAUUUUUUUCAAAAGUCGCACGUUACCAUUCAUCAGGAACUUCACGAAGUUACAGAAGGGGAAUCCUACAAUUCUUUGGCAUGGGGAAAAUGUUUUUUGUAUUUUUUGUGAACUGUUAAGUGAUUUUAUAAGUCGAGUAAACCUUGUAAGGAAACCUUGAUAAAUCCUGAAACAUUCACCAAAGGGGGUCAUUGUAUAAAUGCUUGGAAUAUUGCAAAAUACUGAUUUCACUGGGACCUCUGGAGGUCCCAAAGGAUCCACAAGUAAAAGAAAUUGUGGGCUUCGUGGGUAGGAAAUAUUUUUCUGGAAUGUCUACCUGGGUCUGCAGGUAAAAACACCCUGAAGAGAAAACCCUCCAGGUGCUCGGACUACUGGACACUCUUUCCGGGUGACAAACCACAUCAGAGCUUGGUGUGUGGAAAAUCCUUGAAAUGAGACAAUUUUCAUACAUUUGUGAGUCCCCACAGAGAGAAAGCCUAGAAAUCUUAACAUUUUUCCUGAAAUCUUUUAAAAAAAACCACACACACAAUGUCAACGCUGCAAAUAUUGUAUAUUCUUGCUUUUGACAAUAUGCAGAA